This is a messenger RNA of Archocentrus centrarchus (flier cichlid), 1054 nucleotides long. It is a transcript of the gene nicn1, whose product is annotated as nicolin 1. NCBI's taxonomy places the organism in Eukaryota, Metazoa, Chordata, Actinopteri, Cichliformes, Cichlidae. Bases 140 to 796 code for a protein of 218 amino acids. The record is from RefSeq and is a predicted model, not a curated record. Gene Ontology annotation, cellular component: nucleoplasm. The transcript has 7 exons.
GCCAUGGUUACAACCAGGAAGUAACAUUGAGGCUCUUUAGCAUGUCAAUGUCUGCGAGUUUCAGCCCUUCAUUUCGGUCUUUUCUUCGUCUUUCUGCUGACUUCCUCCUACUGUGAGCCCUGUGUAACAUAGAGAGACAAUGAGUGGGAGUGUUGAUGACACCAAGCCGAUGACCUGCACAGUCAAACCUCCGGUCUACCUGCAAAUCGGAGACGCCAAAGCAGACACGGCUCACUCCGGUGUCUGCGUCAUCGAUGUCAACCUCCCCAUUGGAAAGCCCAUUAAUAUCGAGGAGCUCACCUUUAAAAACUACUACACAGCCUACGUGACUGUGCGUCUGCUGAGGAGGAGCCCCGGGCAGGAGGCCCCUGCUAAGUGGUGCACGGCUCUGAGAGACCUCUCCCUGAUGGACAACCCCCACACCGAGGGGGGCUCCCAAGACUACUACUCCAUUCACAGGACCCAGAUGCAGGUGGAGCCGGAUCAUGUGGUGUGUGUGAGGCUGAUCCUGAGACAGCCGUCCUUGGCCUGGUUAACCUUCAGCCUUGAAGACAUCAAAAUAUUCCCUCUUACUGAGCCAGACCCAGAGAAGGAGGUUUCUGAUUGGCUGUCUGACCUGACCCUCAUCGACCAGCACCCUGAUCUGGAGGGCCUCCCUGACCCACAGACCGUAUCCUCCAGCAUCCAGCAGAUGUGGGCUCUCACGGAGGUAAUGCAGACCAAUCAGACGACGGCCUCCAUCGGACGGUUUGAUGUGGAUGGAUGCUACGAUAUCAGCCUGCUCUCCCUGAUGUAAAGAGGUGUGUGUGUGUGUAGCUCGUUUAUGGAGGCCUCAUAUUCAGUGUGAUGAGAAAAGCUGCUGGACAAAGAUCUAACAGUGGAUUUCUGCAGGUCAUUUUGUGCCAUUCACCACAUAUGAUGCUGUCACAGUAUUUAAGCCUGAAGGUGUAUUUAUUGGAUUUUAUUGUCUGAGCAUCUGAAACUGAGAACUGUGGGUCCUUAAGAUGUAUUUGUCUUAAAGACACAUUCACAAAUAAAAAACUUAAAGUAAAAA